AUGGCUACAAAUAAUUGGAUAUUUAAUGAAGAAGAUAUGAAUAAUACACCUUCACAAAAGAAAGGAUGGAGUAGUGCAGCUGAAAAAAAAAAAAGAGUUGAUGCAAUUGAUGUUAUAAGAAAAGUUGGUAUUCAACUAAAUAUAUCAUUACAUGGUACAUUAUAUACAGCAUCUGUUUAUUUACAAAGAUUUUAUAUGUUUCAUUCAUUUGAUGAAUAUAAUUAUAUGGUUACAGCAUUAGGUUGCUUAUUUUUGGCAGGAAAAGUCGAAGAAACCCCAAAAAAAAUAAAAGAUAUUAUAUCAGCAGCUAGAGAAAUAUAUUCAAAUGCUUUACCAUAUAAUGGUGUAUCAAUAGAAUCAGUAAUAGAAUUUGAAAGAAUAUUAUUGAGAACAAUGAAGUUUGAUUUAACAGUUGAAGCUCCUUAUGACCCAUUAUUAGAAUAUUGUAAAUUGUUAAAGAUACCAAAAAAACAGCAAAAUAGUGUAGCUCAGACGGGUUGGGGAUUUUUAAAUGAUUGUACUUAUACACAUCUUCCAUUAUUAUGGGAAGCUGAGAUUAUUGCUAUUGGUGCAAUUCAUUUGUCAUUGCAAAUGAACAACAUUGAAAAUGUUGAUUAUGAAGGUAGGACUAAUGACGAACCAUGGUGGUCCAAAGUCGUAGGCAAUUUUACAUUACGAUCAUUAGAAGGGAUUUGUCAUAAAUUUUUAGAUCAUUAUUCUGAACAAAGUGAUAAAAAUAAAGUGGAUGUAUGA
Strongyloides ratti is the source of this 753-nucleotide messenger RNA. RefSeq names its product Cyclin-K. Gene Ontology annotation, molecular function: cyclin-dependent protein serine/threonine kinase activator activity. Bases 1 to 753 code for a protein of 250 amino acids. The transcript has 2 exons. The record is from RefSeq and is a predicted model, not a curated record. Lineage: Eukaryota; Metazoa; Nematoda; Chromadorea; Rhabditida; Strongyloididae. Gene Ontology annotation, cellular component: cyclin/CDK positive transcription elongation factor complex; nucleus. Gene Ontology annotation, biological process: regulation of transcription by RNA polymerase II; positive regulation of DNA-templated transcription, elongation.